This is a messenger RNA of Nerophis lumbriciformis (worm pipefish), 723 nucleotides long. NCBI's taxonomy places the organism in Eukaryota, Metazoa, Chordata, Actinopteri, Syngnathiformes, Syngnathidae. The record is from RefSeq and is a predicted model, not a curated record.
AUGUCCCGUCUCGACGCCGUCUUCUUUGAUAUCGAUGACACUCUCUUCCCUACCUCCGAGUUCGCCCAGCGCGCGCGCUGGAACGCGGUCAAGGCGAUGGUGGCAGCGGGACUGAAUGCUUCGGAGCAGGAUGUCUACACGGAGCUGUCUGAAGUCAUCUCUGAAUUCACCUCCAACUACGGGCAGCACUUCGACCACUUGAUGAAGCGCCUGGGCCCGGACCCCACGCGGGGAACCAACCUAGCCUUGGUAAUCGCCGCCGGUGUCGUGGCAUACCACGACACCAAGUUCCAAGAGAUCGAUCCAUUUGACGAUGUGAUUCCGCUCCUCAAAGACCUUCAGCAAGCGGAUCUCUUGGUCGGUAUCAUCACCCAUGGUUGGACCGGCAAACAGGCAGAGAAACUCGUACGCCUAGGCCUCAUCCCCUACGUGGAUGCGAAUGCUAUCUACAUCUCAGAGCAGGUCGGCAUCUCCAAGCCGAACACCAAGCUGUACCUGCACGCGCUCGAGAAACACAACCUAGAACCCGAGCGCGUCAUGUACGUCGGCGACAAUCCAUCCCACGACGUCGCCCCCGCGCGAUCUGUUGGAAUGCCCACCGCCUGGUCCAGUCGAGCCGCUCGCAAGUCCCCCGCCGAGCUGGGCGUGGAAGUCGAUCACUCGAUCGCCAACUUCGAACAGUUGCGGGUGGUGUUACGUCAGCAUUACGACGUGAAGAUCUAG